Maniola jurtina (meadow brown) is the source of this 4546-nucleotide messenger RNA. RefSeq lists its product as uncharacterized. The transcript has 2 exons. Gene Ontology annotation, molecular function: aspartic-type endopeptidase activity. Gene Ontology annotation, biological process: proteolysis. The coding region runs from base 297 to 4043 and encodes 1248 amino acids. The record is from RefSeq and is a predicted model, not a curated record. Lineage: Eukaryota; Metazoa; Arthropoda; Insecta; Lepidoptera; Nymphalidae.
GAAUACCUUCAUACUUACCGUCUAUUUUACGACAACUUGAAAAAGUUAUUGCGAGUUACUUGACUCUUAAGUUCUAUCGCAUAAGAUCGAGAUUCGUUUGAACUAGACGCGUGUCGAUCAGAUUGCCACGGGUCGGGCGGCGCGGACGGCUGCAUCAUCGCGCGCGCUCCGGCGCUCGCUCGCCGAUUACGUUAACUACGCAUUAACUGACUUUGCUUGUUUAUUUUCGUAUUUUAAUAAUUUACCUAUACAUUUUGUGAAUUUGUUUACAUAUUAAUUACCUACGCGUUAUAAAAAUGCCGCCUAAAGUUGAUGCUAAAUCGAAAGAAGAUUCAAGUGAGGGUGAAGAUAUUCAAGAUGCUAAAUUGACUAUUUUACUUGCUAAACGUGAAGCUACAUUUGGAAUUAUGCAAAAUAUCUUCGAAUUGUCUCGUGAUGACGACAUUCAUACUAAUGACGAAAAACGGGAACAUUUUCUCGAUGAAUCGUCACAGAUUGAUUCGUUGCGCGAAAGAUUCGAGUCCAUCGUAGACAAUUGUAAUUCUCGUUUAUUGCAAUUAAAUCCUGAAGCAACUCCUAAUUAUCACUGUCUGUAUGCUUUUGAGACUUUGUAUAGUAGGGUCAAACGGAUUCUGUCAAAAUGGUCAACUUCCGAUUCGACACCGGAAACAAAUUAUAAUGUGAGUCCCGCGCUUCUAAAGGCCAAGCCAAAGCUGGCUCCCAUAUCGAUAUUAGAUUUCGAUGGUGACAUAAAAUCCUUUCAGAUGUUCUAUACGACCUUCAAGUCAGUAGUAGAUAAUAAUCCAUUACUCACCGAUGCCGAAAAGCUAUUUUAUCUAUUACCGAAGCUGAAGGGAAAAGCAAAAAGCGCGAUCGCGGGAAUUUCUCCGUGUGCUGAAAAUUAUCAGUUAAUUUUACAGACGCUUAUCAAUCGCUUCGAUGAUAAACGAAUGUUAACUUCCGCAUAUUUACAUGAAUUAUUUCGUUAUAAAGGUUUUCAAAUUCCCUCUGCAGCUAACUUUGAAUCUUUCAUAGACCAGUUCGCUGGCGCAGUGAGCGCUUUAAAAAACUUAAAAUUAGAUAAUUUGGCUGAUCUCAUUAUAUUGCAUAUAGCUACACAAAAGAUAGACACUGAGACAGUACGCGCGUUUGAAACAAAGUGCGGAAAGAAAAUACCUAACUUCGACGAUUUUGUGGAAUUUAUCACGACUCGCGCGAAGGUAUUCGAACGUACUAAUAAAAAUACAACAAACGUUUCGGAUACACGUCAAAAUAAAAAUAUAAAACAGACAAGCCACGGGUCUUCUGGCAGUGCGCCGAAGUACCAGGCUUAUGUAAGCACAGUUGAUAAGCCUACCUCGUCUAAAUGUCUAUGUAAAAAUAUAUCGCAUACGUUUUUAUAUAAAUGUGCCGAUUUUAAUAAAUUAUCAACCCCUCAGGAACGUUUUAAGUGCGUUAAGGAUAAAAAUGCCUGUGUAAAUUGUUUGUCUGUCUUACAUAAAGUAGGUCAAUGCGGGGUCCCCCCUCAUUGUUCUUGUGGAUUAUCGCAUAAUAAAAGACUUCACUUUCAACGUCGCGAAGAAAAUAGUCACGCGUCAAGCAUAGACGGAGCUGUGACGUCAUCGUCACCGCCUAUACCUAACAAAUCGUCGCUCGUAGCAAGUGAACGCACCGACGUAACUCCAAGUGCUACGGACGUAGGCGCUUCUACAAGCGCUACGCAUUCGUACAGUAGUCAAAUAUCGAAUCGUGUAGGAGAUAAGCGAUCUACUGUCCUAUUAGCUACAGCACAAGUUGCAGUUUAUGAUAGCAACGGUAAGCGACAUAUAAUUCGUGUUUUAUUAGAUAGCGCUUCUCAAGCAGAUUUUAUAUCUCGAGAAUGUUGCGAGCGUCUAGGCUUUCAAUGGUCAAAAACAGAACCUACUAUUGUUAAAGGAUUCGGUGGAAUAGAAAAGGUUAUUCAAUCCAAUUCAGUUAAUUUUAAAUUUUAUUCUCGCUUCAAUGACGACGUUAGCUUCAAUAUUUCGCCACUCGUCGUUGACAAAGUGACAGAUAAAUUGCCUACGGCUGUGGUAGAUACGUCGGUCCUAUCACACCUUAAGGGUAUCCCGUUUGCUGACGAAAGUUUCGGCGUACCUGAUAAAAUAGAUGCUUUAAUAGGAGCUUCCCUAUUCCCGCAUUUGCUUCUGCCCGACGACGUCCAUACGUCACGUCGCGACUCGUCGAUGCCAGUCGCACUGCGCACGGUCUUAGGUCUCGUGCUCAUGGGCAAUGCGCCUACGAUAUCUACCGUGAAUACAUACUCGGCCUUGACAUGUUGUUUCGUUCAAGAGCCUCCCGCUAUUGACUCUAUAGUUAGGCGUUUCUGGGAACUCGAAGAGCUUCCUUCCGCUUCGGUUCAACAUCCCGACGAUGCUGAAUGCGAAGACUUUUAUACUUCGACUACUAUCCGUGAUCCCGUCACUGGCAGAUACGUUGUCGGCCUGCCAUUUAAAGAGGAUGUAUGUUCGCUAGGGAAUUCUAUGGACGUAGCUAAAAAACGUUUCGCUUGCCUCGAAAGAAAGCUCGAAGCUUCACCUAAAUUGAGGUCAGCGUAUGAUGACGUCAUAAAAAAUUAUCUCGCGAAAGAUUAUAUAUCUCCCGCGCCUUCGUAUGAUUCUCAAGAUCCUGUUCCUAUCUAUGUGAUGCCCCAUACAGGAAUCCUAAGGGAAGACAAAUCGACGAAAUUGAGAAUGGUCGUAGAUGCUUCAUGUCCUUCCAGCUCCGGUCAGGCAUUGAACCAUCUGCUACAUUCCGGCCCUAACCUACAGGGUGAUCUAUUUAAAAUAAUUUUAAAUUUUCGUCUACAUGAGAUAGCAAUGACAGCCGAUUGUCGCGAGCAAUUUCUACAAAUAAUUAUGCGCGAAGCUGAUCGUCGCUAUCAAUGCUUCUUAUAUCGCUUUAGACCACAAGACCCUCUCGUGCUAUAUCAAUUCAAUCGUGUCUGUUUUGGCCUCACUUCGAGUCCUUACCAUGCACUGCGCACGGUACGACAGCUCGUUGAAGAUGAUGGCGCGAAAUAUCCGCUAGCGAGUAGCAUUGUGCUACCGGCGCUAUACAUGGAUGACGUUGCUUUCUCGCUUCCUUGCGAGCGUGAAGCAGUCACUGCGUCACAACAGAUGAUUGACUUGUUCAAAGGCGCACAGUGGGAUUUAAUCAAGUGGAAUAGCAAUUCUCGUGAAGUUUUAAAUCAUAUUCCAGCUUCGCACAAACUUCCUACUGAAGUGGAGUUUGAUAAAACCGUGCACCAUAAGAUACUUGGUUUGCAUUGGUCUACCGAAAAUGACUCGUUUUAUUUCAAAAUUUCCGUACCCGACGAUGUGACAUGCACUAAGCGCUCCAUCUUGUCGACUGUUGCCCGUCUGUGGGACAUAAUGGGCUUCGUUGCUCCCACUGUCGUGUAUGCCAAAAUAUUAAUUAAAAUGCUUUGGCAAUUAAACCUUGAUUGGGACACUGUAGCUCCACCACACAUCAUUAAGAUGUGGAGACAGUUUUGCGAUGAACUACCAGCCCUGAACAAACUUCACAUACCACGUCAUGUGGGCGUGACCGAAGGCUGUGAAAUAACCCUUUUGGGACUGUCAGAUGCUAGCCUCGAAGCUUACGGUGCUGUAGUUUAUUUGCACGUGAGUUCACCUUCUGGCAACACUGUGCGUCUUGUUUGCGCGAAAAGUAAAGUUUCGCCGACAAAACCACAUUCGAUCGCGCGUCUCGAGCUACUAGGUGGCGUCUUAUUAUCGAAAUUGCUUCGUACUGUACAUGACAAUUAUGCUGAGCGCGUCCCAAUCAAAGCUACGUAUGCAUUUCUCGACUCAAAAGUCGCCUUGUAUUGGAUCAAGAGUUCUCCGCAUAGAUGGCAGACUUUCGUCGCGAAUCGCGUGGUUAAAAUAACAGAGAAAGUGCACCCCGCGAAAGACGGCAUAAUUCGCGUAGCGACCGUGAAAAUUUCUGGGAGAACUUAUCUCCGUCCGGUUGUUCGAUUAUGCCCUCUUCCAACGCAGUAAGCAUUAUAUAAAGCUUCAAGUUUAGAUAGUAAAUUAGCUUAUAAUUUUAUACCAUAUCCUAUAUAUAUUAAAUACUAACAUUCUUAAUGUAACUUAACUCGAUAUAAUAUUUCAUGUCCCCUUAGACUAAUUUAUACGCAAUGUGCGUUCCUCAUAGAGCCCUAUUCGCUCUACUUCUUGUUAAAGGUGACCCUUUAAAGGGGGGUGGAUGGUUGCGCCAGUUAAAAAUAAAUACAAAUUUAAUUAAAUUACGCGGUGCCUUCCUAAAUUCCACUUUCCAUACACCCUGAAAGCACUGAAGGACCAAAAGGCGAGAAGCCAGAGCUGCCUCAGUGGACAAAAUUAGAAAAAAAAGCUACAACGAUGGCGCCACUUACACACUUCGAAAAGCAAGGAAGCAAUGUGUCGUGCUCGUAACAUAAAAUAAUAAUUUAACGUAUUCCCGACUUUUUAUUUCUAUAUGAUUGUGCCAAAAUAUCAGUGAAGUGAUCCGCGACGUGCAU